This is a messenger RNA of Chinchilla lanigera (long-tailed chinchilla), 2292 nucleotides long. RefSeq names its product E74-like factor 1 (ets domain transcription factor) (gene Elf1). The transcript is spliced from 9 exons. Gene Ontology annotation, molecular function: DNA-binding transcription factor activity, RNA polymerase II-specific; sequence-specific DNA binding. NCBI's taxonomy places the organism in Eukaryota, Metazoa, Chordata, Mammalia, Rodentia, Chinchillidae. Gene Ontology annotation, biological process: cell differentiation; regulation of transcription by RNA polymerase II. The coding region runs from base 347 to 2197 and encodes 616 amino acids. The record is from RefSeq and is a predicted model, not a curated record. Gene Ontology annotation, cellular component: nucleus.
GAAGCACAGACACCACUUCCCCAAUCUACAGGAGCCAUUUUAACAGCAUAAAACUUGCCGGAUUGCUUUUUAUUUUCAAGCCCAAAAGGCGAAAUCUAAAGAGAAAGAAUGUUUAAAGGUCAAGAAGCUUAAGAGAAGAAAAAGUUUAGAAAAAUUGCCUGUUUGCUUAGAGUAUCAGUGAACUAAGAAAAUUUGAAGCACCUUCUUUAAAGAACACCUUGGGUAUACAGUAAUUUCAUUGACUUGGCUGAGAAGUUUUACCCAAAUUUGUCAGUGGACCCUACUGCCAAACACUGGAAACUGUUUGGAAUUUUUUCUCAUGUGGAUCUAAGGGGAAUGCUUUAUUAUGGCUGCUGUUGUCCAACAGAACGACUUGGUAUUUGAAUUUGCUAGUAACGUCAUGGAGGAUGAACAACAGCUUUGUGACCCAGCUAUUUUUCCUGCUGUAAUUGUGGAACAUGUUCCUGGUGCUGAUAUUCUCAAUAGUUAUGCUGGUCUAGCCUGUGUGGAAGAGCCCAAUGACAUGAUUACUGAAAGCUCACUGGAUGUUGCUGAAGAAGAAAUCAUAGACGAUGAUGAUGAUGACAUCACUCUUACAGUUGAAGCUUCUUGUCAUAAUGGAGAUGAAACAAUUGAAACUAUUGAGGCUGCUGAGGCACUCCUUAAUAUGGAUUCUCCUGGCCCUAUGCUGGAUGAAAAACGAAUAAGUAAUAAUAUAUUUAGUUCAUCUGAAGAUGACAUUGUUGUUGCCCCAAUCACCCAUGUAUCCGUCACAUUAGAUGGGAUUCCUGAAGUGAUGGAAACUCAGCAGGUGCAAGAAACAUAUGCAGACUCACCAGGGCCCUCAUCACCAGAACAGCCUAAAAGAAAGAAAGGGAGAAAAACUAAGCCCCCACGACCAGAUUCUCCAGCCACUACACCAAAUAUAUCUGUGAAGAAGAAAAACAAAGAUGGGAAGGGAAAUACAAUUUAUCUUUGGGAGUUUUUACUGGCCCUGCUGCAGGACAAAGCUACUUGUCCUAAAUACAUCAAAUGGACUCAGCGAGAAAAAGGCAUUUUUAAAUUGGUUGAUUCUAAAGCAGUGUCCAGGUUAUGGGGAAAGCAUAAAAACAAACCUGAUAUGAAUUAUGAGACCAUGGGUCGAGCACUCAGGUACUAUUACCAAAGGGGUAUUCUGGCAAAAGUGGAAGGUCAGCGCUUGGUGUAUCAAUUUAAAGAAAUGCCAAAAGAUCUUAUCUAUAUAGAUGAUGAAGAUCCAAGUUCCAGCAUAGAGUCUUCAAAUCCAUCACUGUCUUCAACAGCCACUUCAAGUAGGAAUCAAGCAACUCGAUCGAGAGUAUCAUCAAGUCCAGGGAUUAAAGGAGGAGCCACUACUGUUCUAAAACCAGGGAAUUCUAAAGCUACAAAACCCAAAGAGCCUGUGGAAGUUGCACAGCCACCAGAAGUUUUGAGGACAAUGCAGCCCUCACAGCCUCCAUAUCCUACCCAGCUCUUUCGGACUGUUCAUGUGGUACAACCAGUGCAAGCUGUCCCGGAAGAAGCAUCCAGAACCAGUAGUAUGCAGGAAGAAACAUUAAAUUCUUCCAUUCAGAGUAUUAGGACUAUCCAGGCCCCAGCCCAAGUUCCAGUGGUCGUGUCUCCGGGGAGUCAGCAGUUACAUACAGUAACACUCCAGACAGUGCCACUUACGACGGUUAUAGCCAGCACAGAUCCAUCAGCAGGUGCUGCAUCUCAGAAAUUUAUUUUACAAGCCAUUCCAUCCUCACAGCCCAUGACAGUACUGAAAGAAAGUGUUGUGCUGCAGUCACAGGAGCCAGGCUCUCCUUCAGUUGUCCUCAGCCCUACCCAGGUACAGCGGGUCCUUCCUAGCAGUGUUCAGUCUAUCUGUAACGGAGCCGGCAGUGUGACUUCAUCCCCACCCUUCAGUGCUGCCGCCCCUGUGGUGACGUUCUCCCCUCGAAGCUCACAGCUGGCUGCUCACCCGCCAGGCACUGUAAUCACUUCAGUCAUCAAAGCUCAGGAAACAAAGACUCUGACAAAGGGAGCUGAGAAAAAGGAGGCUGAAGAUCAUUUGAAAGAAGACAUGGAGAAAACUGAGCAGCCACAGUCUUAUGUGAUGGUGGUAUCCAGUUCCAAUGGAUUUUCCUCUCAGGUAGCGGUGAAGCAAAAUGAACUGCUGGAGCCUAGCUCAUUUUAAGUUCUACCAAAGGAAUUAGGGCUGUUUUUUUUUGUUUUUUUGUUUUUUUUUUUUUAAAUUGGACUAGUUUUCAGUUGUCUGCAAACUGUCUAAGA